UGCGCAUGCGCUGUCCAAGCAUUGAGCCCAAAGUCCGCCCCACCGCGGCGGUUGCUGGCAGUAAGGGACGAGAUGAACGGUGGGGGUCCCGUGACCCUCAGCCCAAGUAAAACUGGAGAGCCGCCACUGUCCGGCGGCGCUAGUAAGAAGCGAGGCUCGCUGGGGGCGUCUUCCUCACCUCCUAUAUUAAAGGAUGUUGGAGAAAUAUAUUCCAGACUUUUGGAUCACAGACCAGUUAUUCAAGGAGAAAUUCGUUAUUUCAUUAAAGAAUUUGAAGAAAAACGUGGUCUCCGAGAAGUGCGGGUUCUUGAAAACUUGAAAAACACAACUUUUGAGACAAAUGACCAAACUCUGCCAAAGUGUGAACAAAUGAUGCAAGGGAACCUAAAUGAAGCUCUCGGGAGAUUACAGGUAGCCAAUGAAAUGAUCAACAGACUCCAGGGGAGAGAGCAGGAAGAAAGAAAGCUUCAGACUGAGAAGCUAAUGGUUGGUGAAACACGACGCAGAGCUCUGUGGGAGGAGUUUGUGAAGGAGCAGCAGAACGCAAAAGCAGUCAUGGACGAACAGCACAUCAAAGCGAUGGAGCGGCUCAAAGAGCAAUAUGCCGCAAUGGAAAAGGACCUCGCCAAACACACUCUUUAAGAAACUCUCAUGCUCAGUAAGACUGUUCUUCAUUUGCAGUAUUGCUUUUCUUAUUCCAACAUCUUCCAAUUUCAGGGUUACCAAGGAAGUACCAGAAUUCAAAUAGCAUAGCAGGAAUAACAAGGAAUUGGGGAGUGGGGCUCUGCAACUAAUGUAAUUAUUCUUUGGCACUGAUCCUGGCGGCAUUCAGACGAUCAAGCCUUUGCUUAAUAAGCCAGGAUAUUCACAAGCUCAGUGCCAUCACACUCACACCCUCUGCUCCCCAUUUCCUUUCAGUGGAGAAACAAACCAGGAAGCCGCAGUUAAGCAUAGCUUCCUGUUGUGUCUGAACUGGGAAACCAUGCUUAAUAUCUCCCAAAUAAGUGAGAAUUUGUAAGUCAACCUUAACUCCAUGGACAUGGUUUAUUGUGUCCUGGCUUGCUUGGAAGCCAUUAACCAUAGUUUCCUGGUCCAGACAUAGCUGGAAGUUUAUGGUUAACUGAAGUUUCCUGGCUUGUUUCCCCACUCAUAUGAAGGGAGGAGUGAAGGGGCGCCAUACAGGUACAUGGAACAUAAACUGGAGUUACUAAACUAAGAUAGGAUUUGAUUGUCUGAGGCAGGUAUUUAUGUUAAGUGUUAUUUAAAAAAAAACACAAGUCUUUGUAGGAACAUAAACAGUAUUCUCCCUUGAUAAUUAAAUUAGUCUCUCUGUUUCUAUGUACAAUCAUUCAUCUUGUAAAUGCAUCCCAUUCUUCAUGCAGGGAAGUCAAAUGAGCUCUUUCACAAUUCUACCUUGGCUUUCAGAACAAGGGUGAUGGUGAAAAUUAAAUUUGAGAAAUCUUCCAAAGCUACAGAGUUAUGGAAGUACAAUGCCCUGAGGUUUGUGGACAGACUUUUUGCUAGAAAGCUCACCACAAAGAAAUCUGAAAGAUCUCUCAGAAGAACUGAUUAAAAAAAAAUAGAAUAGCAAGAAUGGGUGACAACCUGAGAUUUUCAAAAGUAUUAUUCCUCCUGUUAUCCAGCAUUAUAGGGGACAACUACUACCUUUUUUUUUAGCACUGCAUGUGAGCAACUUUUGCUCGAGAUGAACAACUUUACAUAUCAAUUUGUGUUCUUACAAGGAGAUGGUAUUAUGGAACAUGAUGAGCUCCUGUCUUCACUGUGAUUAAUCUGCAUUAAAUAUUAGAAUAACAGAGGGAAAGCUCCUUUAUUAGUCCUUUGUAACCCAACUUUCAAAGAAUUCAUUAAUAACAGGAUGAAAGCCAAGGCAGGCUAAGUGAGGAACAGGAAGAUCAAGUGUUAUUUUAACAGCUAGGCAGUGCAUAAAAUAGGAACAUGUAAAACAAAAUUACUCAUUAUCUGUGUUGCAACUGCAGAUGGCCAACAAUGGUUGCCUGUGUGAAUGUAUGGCUUAGUGUCAAGGCUCCAUCCUGGCAGCCUGUUGAUAAUGUGAUUAAAGUGAGCAGAGGAGAUGGAAUAA
Molecule: messenger RNA, 2101 nt
Organism: Lacerta agilis (Sand lizard)
Lineage: Eukaryota; Metazoa; Chordata; Lepidosauria; Squamata; Lacertidae
Gene: BLOC1S5
Product: biogenesis of lysosomal organelles complex 1 subunit 5
Exons: 5
Coding region: 73-642 (189 amino acids)
Cellular component (GO): BLOC-1 complex; transport vesicle
Source: RefSeq, a predicted model, not a curated record